GUGAGCAUCAUCGUAUAAAGAAAGUAAAGAUUGAACGCACGUUACAAGCGGGUAUUGGAGUGCUUCAGUGGCAAUGACGCCAUUGUAUCGUCGGUUCGGCUCGUAGCGUUCGGGCAGGUUCGGCUGGGCCUGGGAAUCCGGCCCGAGGCCGGGUGCUUCGGACUGCUUCGAGUUUUUCGGUUGCUAGUCGCGGGCGCAGUGGCGGGCAGGGUACUGUGCGGUCAAGGGUGGUGGAACCACCGAGGGACGAGGUCUUCGAAUCUCUCUCCAAAUUGUCCACUCGAUAGUCACACAAUAUAGUACAUUCGAUCAGUGAGCGAGCGCGUGCGAGAACGAGAGGUUAAAUAUUGCAUUUUCUUUCUCACUCCGGCUCUUCGGGUUGCGACUGAAUUUUACCUGUGAUUUUAUAGUAAGGUCGGAAGUAGUGUGUAAAGGAACGCGUUCGACCAAAGAGAGGUUAGAAGAAAUAGACGAAUUCGAACGGUACAGAGUGCGAGGCGAGAGCGUUACUAUUGAACAGUACCGUGUGGUUCGAUAAUCGAAAAGUGAAGAUAAAAAAAGAGCGGAAGGACACUGGAUUAACUUUUUUCUUUUUUUUUUUGAACGAAACGAUCGAGAAAAAAGAUCGUUGCGGUAUCGUGAAAGCCGUUCGAGGUUGAGCGAAUAUAUCGUCCGUAAGUUCGAAGACAGUAAAAAGUUACGUACACGAAGCUGAAACGCAAGAAAAAAGUGUGAAAGUGUGCAGUGGGUGGUUUUUAAAAGCCGAGACCCGAAACGGAGAAAAAUAAAGAGGGAGAAAUCCUGCAGUGAUAUUGUAGCCUUUGUGGUAUUUGUUGGCGAUCCUCGAGAGACACGCAUACAGACGAACGGAGAGAGAGAGAGAGACACGGUGAGACGGAGAAACGAUCGACGGACUGGAAGGCGAAUGGCUGCUCGCGUAUGACGCGAUCAGGGGAAAAUCCACGCGAAUGAUUCGUCAGUAAUUUUCUGUACAGCGUGCGUAGCGUUGAUCGUUCGAAUGAACGGGAGAAGGAAAAAAAAGGUACACGUAAGUACGGGCAAAGAUAAGGAAUAAUCGCGCUGCUGGGUGGCGACGAACAAACAUUCGAGCACGAGGCAAGCUGAGCGUCGAGUUUAAAAAGAAAGAAAUCAAAGAAGAAAAGGGGAAAGAAGAAGAAGAAGAAGAAGAAGAAAUAAGUUAAAGAAGGGAUUCUCUUUGGAGAGAGAAGCCUGGAUCGUCCCGAGGUCAUCGUCAGGCGGCAAGGAGCGCGUCUCCUAGCAGCAAGCAGCACCAUCAUCGUCAGAAGCUGCAAGCCAAAACCAAUGCCGCGUAUGUGUCUCUGUGUGUACGCGUGAGGUUGUCGUCUCCUCGAGUGUGUGAGUGUUCACAAAAUCGAGACGCACGGGUGAAGACGGAGAAAGGGAGAGGAGGAGAGGACGACAGAGAAUCAUACAUAGCUAUACACGCAUAUAUACACGUCUUUAUGCUUGUAUAUAGCUACAUAUAUAUGCAUAGAUAGACGAGGAACGGGGUUUGGCGUUACGGUCUCGAAGAGCCGUCACGGAGUAGGCAGUGGACUCUCCCGUCGCCGGGUGCAAGGUACAGGUGCAAGGUGCGGGUGACUCGAGAGAGUGACAGAGACAGAGGAAGAUAUCGGAAGAUAAAAAAAAAAAGAAAAAAAGAAAAAUUUCGUCGAAAUAAUAGUCGCGAGUGCUUCGAUCCCCGAGUCAAGCUCUCCGUGAUUUUUUCAUCCCGUUUCGUAGUUCCGUGAAACUCGUCGGAAGACGAGAGUAAAAAAAUAACUUUUAAAAUGGACGGUGGUACCGAACCAUCGUCGAACGUAACGAUGCAGGCCGGAAGUGGAGGAAGUAAUAAAAAAAAUGCAAACGGUCCGCUGAAAGAAUCGAACAAUCAUAGCAGCGGUUUAACAAAGAGCGUUAACGAUCUCGAGGGCGUUGUUGAGAGUUCGAACUCGACGCAGGCCACGGGCACGACGAGCCUAGCGUCUUCGGCAUCAUCGCCAUUGGUCGGCACCGCCAUCACCGACUACAAUCGUCGUGGUACUACCACUAACAUUCAACAAAAUCAUCCGAUUAAUGUCGAUCGAUGCAACACCACCAUCGAGAAUCUCGUCAAACGUCACAAGUCGAACAACGUUUCUAUCAAUAAUAAUAACGCUAGUAAAAUAGGCACAAAUGGUAAUUACCUCCUGGGUAGCCCGUUACCCUCACCACCAGGGUGUGGCUGCAUCAUCAGGGCAUCAAGUCCUGAACCCGACGAGAUCAAUAUCAGCAUUACACCCACGAUAGGUGGACAAUUCGACCUGACCGUCGAUCGCAACGAGACCAUAACCAAUCUCAAAAAAAUCAUAUCCAACAGAUUGAAGGUCGCCAAAGAGAGAAUUUGCUUGUUGCACAGAGAGAGGCAGCUGCGCGACGGCACACUCAGGGAAAAUCGUCUCGAAGAUGGCAGCAAGCUCACUUUAUUGCCCAGCGUGGAAGCUGGCCUCAUGAGCUGUCAUCUUAUGGGCCAAAGACCGGAACAGAGUGUGAUGCAGGCACUGGAAAGCCUGAACGAUUCACAAGUGAACGAUUUUCUGUCGGGUAAAGCACCAUUAAAUUUGACAAUGAGAGUGGGCGACCAAUUGGUGCUUAUCCAGUUACAAUUGUCGACGGUGACGCCAGCAUCGCCGUCAGGUUCGUCAAACGGGAGCGGGGUUUCAUCAUCGUGCGUUCCGGUUGCAUCAGCGAGUGUCGAUGGGAUUGGAUUGAGUUCUCAAAGUUUAUCGACGAGCAACAGUAACAACUCGUCACCAACGAGUGCGGGAGGAUUAGGAGCGACGAUGUCCUCGGGUUGUCAAUCCUCGAAUUUGGGAACGACGAAUUCAACGAUGUCCACAAACGCCUCGAUGACGUCGCCGACGUCAUCCUCCACCUCGUCGACGACGAUACGCUCCAUUUCGCCGUUAAGAUCUGCCAUAAUCGCGGCAAGGGCUGCACGGAGAUCGUCCUUGAUGAGCACCCUGGCCUCGCUUUUACAAGCUGCAGCAGGCUGUAACAGCAACACUGGAUCUGGUACAAGCAACUCGACGAGUCUGACUACCGCUACAACGACGACGAAUUCGGUCGAACGGAGCAACAAUUCCCCACCAAAUUCACCAAAUUCUUAUAAUCCUGUUACGAGUUUUUCUCGUUUGUCACGUCCACCUUUUUAUCGACCAUUUGGUACGCAGAACUCGUCGGGUGCACCUUCGUCGGCCUCACCAACGUCGUCCUCAUCGACCUCGACGUCUUCUUCCUCCACUUCCUCCUCAUCAUCAGUGUCCUCGGCUUUGUCACCGCCGAGCUUUUCUACAUCGUCCACUCCAUCAUCGACUUCUUCGCCUCCUCCUUCGGGAAACCCCCUUCUGAGCAGUAGCACAUCGAGGGUCAAUUAUCGGAAACUCUCUGGUAUCCCAUACGUAUUCCACCGGCAACAUCACCGCCAUCACUACCAUCAUCAUCACCACCAUCAUCAUUCCCGUAGCAAACAUCUUUCCGGCUCGAAUUCUUCGUCCUCCUCACCCGCAAGCUGCGAGACCCUCCAACCUCAGGAUUCCUCUUCCUUGAUCGCUGGCCAAUCCCAAAUUUUUGACGAACCCAUGGAAACCAGCACCAGUUUACCUGGAACACCGCAGAAAAAGAGCGUCUGCAAUCAUCACCACCAUCACCACCAUCACCAUCACAAUCAUUCACAGCAACAGACCUCUGGCGCAUCGACGACGAACCAUCACCAGGACUCACAAAGAUGCCCCGAUUCGCCCACGAGUCCUCACUGUCCGAAUGCCUCCAACAUUGGCCUUGGUAACUCGAGCAAAGUAUCCGCGACCCUCGAUACCAGAGCACUCGCCGAAGCUUCACGAAAUCUCACCCAGAAACUCAAACAGCUUUCGUCUGAGGUACUCACCUCACGGGUCGACCUAGCCGAGGAGCUUGCGAGACGCAGACAAGGAGCAAUCAUCGAGAGCAUGCACCACCACGGUAAAGGUGUUUACUCGGGCACUUUUAGUGGAACUUUAAAUCCCGCACUCCAAGAUCGUCAUGGACGACCAAAACGUGAUAUAGGCACUAUCAUUCAUAUUCUCAAUGAUUUGCUCUGCGCCACCCCGGCCGCUACGGCGGGUCCUUACAGACAUCAUCACAGACACAUCAGCGGGCGUCUUCAAAGCUCGUCCAAUAUUGCCGGGACGUCCGAUCCGUCUACGUCGAUCGGCGCUGGUACAACGGGAGCCUUUCACGAUGAGGAGUUAUCGAAGGAGAACGAAGCAACAAAGGGCAAAAUGCGAAAGCUUCGUUUGGUAAUGGAACAGCGACGAGCAAAGAAGAAAGCUCGGCGUCAGUGGGCAGCGGUGACUCGUAACCCUGGUAUGAAUCACGACCCGAAUACGUCGACCUCAGGAUCGGCGAGUGGGCCAAGCGGCAAUGCGAGCGAGUCACAGAACGAGCCGGAGCUGCAGCCUUGCAGUCCAGAACCUGUCGUAGCUUGAAAUAUUUUCACACUGAACGGCACCGGGGAACCGAUUUUUUUGUAUUACUAGCAUCGUGAAAAACAUUCGAUUCGUAACGAAAAAGAUAAAAAAAAAAAAAAAACAAGCAAAAUAAAAAACAGAUGGAAAAAAAUAAAAAAAAGCAAAGUAAAGCGCCACGUGGCCGGAUCAAGAUCGAUCUAGCAGACAAUAAUUGAUAUUCAUCGAUUAAUUUAUGUGGCUGUAUAGCUUUUCCUCGUGAAAAACACGAUUCGACGAAGUGGUCUUGCCGCAAUGACCGAGUUGAACGAGCGCGCGUGUUGUUGGGGUCCUCGAUGUGUUAAUAUUGUUAGAAGUGAUCGUCCGGCAAAACUCGUUAAUCAAGAAGAUCGAUCCAAAUUAGUUAGUCGUUCUGUUUUUCUGUAAUUUUUUCGUUUUGUUUCAUAGAUAAGUAAUUAAUAAUUCAUUAAUAUUAAAAUGAGAAAGCGCGAAAGAUAUAAACGCGUGUAUCAAUGUGCAAUGAUUUGUGCCCCUUGCCUGUACGACAUCACCACCCUUUGCCUGACAAAAUGAUUCGUCCGUCGAAUUGUUUCUUGUUGAUUUUUCACUUUCUUUCCGCCAGGACUCCAAUCAUACGUAUGUUCAUGGGCUCGUUAUUUUAAAAGUUAAAUCUCUGUGUAAAUGAGAAUUGGGAGUAUAAGAAACAAAUAACCGCGUUAGAAAUUACGCGAAAAAAAUAAAAACAAAAAUAAUUGCACAUGUGCAUGUGUGAUCUUGGAACAAGUUUCAAUACUAGCUAAGAGGACCAGAAGUCACACACGUUGUCGUGUACCACAGGUAGAUUAUCAACUUCCGCAAUCGGAAAUGUAAAUUUAAUUUUACUUUUAGAAAGGAUAAAUGAAUGAAGUGUGUAGAGAAAUACGAGUGAAUACUUAUGGAUAAAAACCAAUUGAAACAAACAAGAGAAAAUUAUUCUGGCAUAUCACGUGCGAGACUUUGGACGUUCAGAGACAGGAAUUCUCCGUCGCAAUUUUCAGUCGCGCCGUGAGCUUUCUUGCGAUUGAUCUUUUGUUCAUUUUUUUUUUACGCAUAAACGUUCGUCGUUCGAAAUCAGGGGAAAAUAUAAGCAGAGUGGAAACCCCAUGGCCUUUCCGUUGGUUUGUUCAUGGUUUGGAAAAAAAAACAUUCAAUACGAUUGGAGAGAAAGAAAACGAAAUGAUGAUGCAUACAUGCGUUGGGUGAUCCUAGUAGAUAGACUCUAGACGAAUAUAAUGCAUGGCCUCGACGCCGAAAAUUCGUUAAGAUUUAAUAGGCACCAUAUUGGAAUCCUCGUACCACCCUAUAGUGUAACUGCUUUAGGUUAUUUAGAAAAAUUAUUAUUACUAUUGUCAUUAUUAUUAGUAUUAACAAUUACUACAGUUUUUUCAAACUGGCUCAAUAUUGUAUCAUACGAUUAUCGAACCUAUCGAGUACCAAAAUAAAUAAAUAAGAUUGCUUGCCAAGUCAAAA
Molecule: messenger RNA, 6014 nt
Organism: Venturia canescens
Lineage: Eukaryota; Metazoa; Arthropoda; Insecta; Hymenoptera; Ichneumonidae
Product: midnolin homolog
Exons: 6
Coding region: 1812-4526 (904 amino acids)
Cellular component (GO): nucleus
Molecular function (GO): protein binding
Source: RefSeq, a predicted model, not a curated record